Molecule: messenger RNA, 4456 nt
Organism: Zalophus californianus (California sea lion)
Lineage: Eukaryota; Metazoa; Chordata; Mammalia; Carnivora; Otariidae
Gene: ZNF283
Product: zinc finger protein 283
Exons: 5
Coding region: 517-2505 (662 amino acids)
Biological process (GO): regulation of DNA-templated transcription
Molecular function (GO): RNA polymerase II cis-regulatory region sequence-specific DNA binding; DNA-binding transcription factor activity, RNA polymerase II-specific
Source: RefSeq, a predicted model, not a curated record
UUUCCCAUAAGCCUGUGGGUCCGUUUCCGGUGUCCUGAAGGUUUUUGGGCUCGGCGAGUUGAGGUGAUCGCGUCGGAGGAAGUAAUCAGCGCCGGGUCAGAACCGGCAGCGAGGGUGGGGGUGACUCCGGGAGGCGCCCGAGUUGAGGAGGCCCAGGUCGCGGACUGAGCAUGUCGCGUUCGGAGCCUCCAGCCUGUGUGCGCGCGAGCGGCUGAGAAGGAUGGGUGUGUGACAGCCGGCGUGGCCAGGCCGGGGUGUGUCUCCGUAAUGGUGUUUGCGAUUGGCAAUGUGUGAUGGGGUGAUGAGGUGCGUGGCCUUGUGGUUUUGCUUUGGCCGUUUGUGCUCCAAGUUCCCUCUAGACUUUCUUUGGGCCUGCCAAAAUUAAGUGACCGCAAGAGAAGGAGCCCUACGCGAAGCCCUAGAGUGAACGUUUCACGCAAGAAGGCAUAGGUCCAGUCUUGGGAUGAGCAUUUUAUAUCCGCAGGUGUCCUCAGGACUUGCUCCUAGGAAGACGUGAUGGGGAGGUCCCAGAGAAGGACCCUGAGGAGGAGGAAAGAAUUGCUGCAUAUUUUGAAAUCAAGGUUCAGCUCUGGCUUUUCUGGAUUCUGUGCUUCACCAGUCGAGGAACCCCAUGGAUUAUUAAUUAGUUCUUGCAGUUCUAGAACCAUGACUGAUGGCUUGGUGACUUUCAGGGAUGUGGCCAUCGACUUCUCUCAGGAGGAGUGGGAGUGCCUGGACCCUGCUCAGAGGGACUUGUACGUGGAUGUGAUGUUGGAGAACUAUAGUAACUUGGUCUCAUUGGAUUUGGAGUCAACAUAUGAGACCAAAAAUACAAUUUCAGAAAAAGACAUUUUUGAAAUAAAUUUUUCCCAAUGGGAGAUGAAGGAAAGAAGUAAAACUCUUGGCCUUGAGGCAUCCAUUUUCGAAAAUAAUUCUAAGUGCAAAAGCAAAUUUGAGGGACCACAGGGACAUCAAGAGGGAUACUUUAGUCAAAUGAUAAUUAGCUAUGGAAAAAUGCCCACUUAUAGAAAAAGUAAAUCUUUUAGUGCACAUCAAAGAAUUCAUAAUAGAGAGAAACGCUAUGUUUGUAAGGAAUGUGGGAAGGCGUGUAGUCAUGGCUCAAAACUUGUUCAACAUGAGCGAACUCAUACAGCUGAAAAACACUUUGAAUGUAAAGAAUGUGGGAAGGACUUUUUUAGUGCCUAUCAGCUCACUGUGCAUCAGAGAUUUCAUACUGGUGAGAAACCCUACGGAUGUAAGGAAUGUGGGAAGACCUUUAGUUGGGGAUCUAGUCUUGUUAAACAUGAAAGAAUCCAUACUGGUGAGAAACCCUAUGAAUGUAAAGAAUGUGGCAAGGCCUUCAGUCGUGGCUAUCACCUCACUCAACAUCAGAAAAUUCAUAUUGGUGUGAAAUCUUACGAAUGUAAGGAAUGUGGGAAGGCCUUUUUUUGGGGCUCAAGCCUUGCUAAACAUGAGAUAAUUCAUACAGGUGAGAAACCUUAUAAAUGUAAAGAAUGUGGGAAGGCCUUCAGUCGUGGCUAUCAACUUACUCAACAUCAAAAAAUCCAUACUGGCAAGAAGCCUUAUGAAUGUAAAGUAUGUGGAAAGGCUUUUUGCUGGGGUUAUCAGCUUACUCGACAUCAGAUAUUUCAUACUGGCAAGAAACCCUAUGAAUGUAAGGAAUGUGGGAAGACCUUUAAUUGUGGCUCAAGUCUUGUUCAACAUGAGAGAAUCCAUACUGGUGAGAAACCCUAUGAAUGUAAAGAAUGUGGGAAGGCCUUCAGUCGUGGCUAUCACCUCACUCAACAUCAGAAAAUCCAUACUGGUGAGAAACCUUUUGAAUGUAAGGAGUGUGGGAAGGCCUUUAGUUGGGGUUCAAGCCUUGUUAAACAUGAGAGAGUCCAUACUGGUGAGAAAUCCUAUGAAUGUAAAGAAUGUGGGAAGGCCUUCGGUAGUGGCUAUCAACUUACUCGACAUCAGAUAUUUCAUACUGGCGAGAAACCCUAUGAAUGUAAAGAAUGUGGGAAGGCCUUUAAUUGUGGCUCAAGUCUUGUUCAACAUGAGAGAAUCCAUACUGGUGAGAAACCCUAUGAAUGUAAAGAAUGUGGGAAGGCCUUCAGUCGUGGCUAUCACCUCACUCAACAUCAGAAAAUCCACACUGGUGAGAAACCUUUUAAAUGUAAGGAAUGUGGGAAGGCCUUUAGUUGGGGUUCAAGCCUUGUUAAACAUGAGAGAAUCCAUACUGGUGGGAAAUCCUAUGAAUGUAAAGAAUGUGGGAAGGCCUUUGGUAGUGGCUAUCAGCUUAGUGUUCAUCAGAGAUUUCAUACUGGUGAGAACCCUUAUCAGUGUACGGAAUUUGGGAAGACCUUUGUUUAUGACUCAAACCUUGUUCAACAUGAGAGAACUCCUAGUAAUGAUAAGCCUUAUGAAUAUAAAGGUUGUGGGGAAGCCUUUAUAUGGACAACUUAUUCAAAUGAGACAGUUGAUACUGGUGAAACUUUAUGAUUGAAGAGAUGAAAGAAAAUUUUUUAUGUGUAUAAACAACGUGAGGAAUCUUGAGAAAGCUUAUGAAUGUAGGGAAUGUGCAAAAGCCUUAUCUGUGUGUGGACAAUUUACUUGAUAUCAGAAAAUUCAUACUAGUGAGAAAUACUUUGAAUAUAAGGAAUAUGAAAAGGCCCUUAGAAUUUUAUACAAUUUUAUUGAAUAUCAGUUUAUACUGAUGUGAAAUCAUUUAAAUGUAAGAUGUGUGAAGAUCUUUAUUCAUGGCACAAAAGUCUGGUAAACAUUGGGGAAUUUGUACUCAUUAGAAACACUUUAAGGAAUGUAGAAAGAACGAAAACCUAAUUCAGUUUUUGCUGUGUGCAUUAGAGAACUCAUACUGCUGUGAAAUUUUAUGAAUUUAAGGAAUGUGAUAAAUAUCUUAGGCUAUAUCAUAGAAUGAAUGCAAAUGAGAAACCCUUUAAAUUGGGAUGUAGGAAGGCCUUUAGACAAGAACUACUAAAACUGUUGUCUAGAGACUUGUGCCAGUCCACAAAAUUGUUACCUGUCCAUCAUGAGAUGAAUGUGGAAAAUAAGAGUAAGUGUUGGGAAACUUAUAGCAAUUUCAUAUUGCCAUAACAUUAUUAUUGUGUUUAUAAAAAUAUCAAUCAGCUCAUGAAUGAUUAGAAUUUAAAAAGUUUGCCCUUUCCAAGAAAUAAUUUGAGAGACAACAUUCAGUUUUAGAAACAUGAGACAAGUCACAAUAUAAUUUAAUUAGAAUAAAUGCUUCACUUGUCACCUCUGUGAUUAGAAUAGCAGAAUAUUCACACUAAAGGAAGAUUUGACUAAUGUGUGAGUCACAACUUCCUUAUGCCUAUAAUAGCAUAAUUUAUAAUAAGUAGUGUUCAUUUAAUGAAGGUAUAGAAGCCUGCUGACACUAUUCAACCUUUGUUAAACUCCAGUGAAUUCAUCCUAGAGAAUAACCUUGUCAAUGUAACAAAUAUAGGAAAUCUCUCACACAUGGCACAAACCAUACUUAACUGUCCUCACCAUUCCACCUUCUUACUACCUAUGGGAUGUUGGGAAAAAUGCUUAUCUCCUUUGGGCAUCGUCUUUAAAAUGUUGGUGAUGGUAACUAAUAGUCCUGUUUCAGAGAUUGCAUGGAUUUAGUAUGCAUCAGAUCCUUGGAAGAGUUAUCUUAUAUGUAUCCUAUGCUCAAUACAUGUUUGCUAUUGUUCUUAAUAUCUUCAUCAUUAGUAUUACUAGUAGCGAAUUCUUAUGAAAAGAAUGCUCAUUGGUGUAAUGGAUUUAGAAGAGCUUCCAUAACCACUCAUCCAUUUGAAUUUGAUAGUUCUCAUUAUGGAUAAAAUCUAGAGAAACACAAACUUGAGAGGAUUUUUAUUCAGAGUUUAUCCCUUAAGCUGCAUAAAAAAUGAAGGCUGAAAAAAAAUGUGGACUUAGUGUUAAAGAUGUUGGGAAUAUACCUAUUGAAGAACCAGGGAGAGGUGUGAAACAAUUUGCCUGUGAUGAAUAAAAACAGAGAAGUAGCCAGUGAUUAAGAUUCUCUGCUCACAUUUUGACAUAAAUUACAAAUUAAAAAAACAAAAAAUUGUCCGUUUGGGAAUUCUUUCCCCAAAUUUUAUUAUUACAAAUUUCAGACACUUAGAAAAAUUUAAAGAACAGUAUAAUAAACAUCCAUGUACUCUAUUUAGAAUCAAUAAUUAUUAACAUUUGAUCAUAUUUGCUUUCUUUCUGAAAUUAUAGGUAUGUAUGUGUACGUAUACUUACCAUUAUCUUAUGACAUAGAAGUGAUACUUAAUUCCUGAAUAUAGUAGCAUGCAUCUUUUAAGAAUAAGAACAGCCUUUAAUACCAUGGUCACACAAGAAAAUUAUCAGUAAUUCUGUAAUAUUCUUUUAUAUUCACUUCAUAUGUCCCAAUACUCCCAAGGUAUCCUAUUGCUAUUUAUUUUCUUUUUUU